AUGGCUUUUGCAAAGGAGGAGGAUGGCAGAGAGACCAGGGACUUCGAUGCGCGUUACUCUUCCGACCUUGACUCCGAUCUCGACGCGACCGAAUACCUCCAAACCGAUCCUCUUACAAAUUCCAAACCCUACGAAGCUUUCCAAACGCAUCCCAAACCUCGUAGAUUACGGAAACUCUGUGGCUCGUGCUGCGCCGCCCGCUCGACACGAUGUAUCAUCAUAUCUCUCUCAAUAUUUUUCCUUGCAUGGUUGAUCCUUGGCACUGGAGGCUUCUUUGCCUUUAAGAAAUAUAAAGAAGCUCCCCCAGAUGGGUUAUCUCCUCCAUGGUAUCCCACUCCAAAGGGAGGAACAACCAAGAGUUGGGCUGAAAGCUACAAGAAGGCAAGCAAGAUGGUGGCCAAAAUGACAUUGCCAGAGAAAGUCAAUGCAUCAACCGGGACAGGUUGGAUGAUGGGUCCAGCCGUGGGUAACACAGGUCCUGCGAUCAACGUUGGAUUUCCCUCAUUAUUUUUACAAGACGGCCCUCUCGGUAUCCGUUUUACAGACAAUGCAACGGCCUUCCCUGCUGGUAUAACAGUCGGCGCAACCUGGAACAAGGAAUUGAUGUAUAAAUGGGGCAAUGCUCACGCAGUUGAAGCUCGAAAGAAAGGUAUAAACGCAAUUCUAGGUCCUUGCAUCGGUCCGCUUGGUCGAGCGCCUGCUGGGGGCAGAAACUGGGAAGGUUUUGGAGCAGAUCCAUAUCUGCAAGGAAUUGCUGCAGAACGUUCUAUAAGCGGUAUUCAAGAUGAAGGUGUAAUGGCUACAAUUAAACACUUGGUCGGUAACGAACAAGAACAUUUCCGACAGCCUUACGAAUGGGGUCUAGCUAAUGCCCUAUCUUCGAACAUCGAUGAUAGAACAAUGCAUGAACUGUACCUCUGGCCUUUCGGUGAUGCCAUCAAAGCCGGGGUUGCAAGCGUCAUGUGUAGUUACAAUAUGAUCAACAAUUCCUAUGCGUGUGGUAAUUCCAAGCUAUUGAAUGGCCUGCUCAAAGACGAGAUGGGCUUCCAAGGCUUCGUUAUGAGUGACUGGCUUGCCCAGAGAGGUGGUGUCUCGACUGCUCUAGCUGGGUUAGAUAUGACUAUGCCCGGGGAUGGACUUUUCUGGGCGAACGGAGAGUCGCUUUGGGGCCCGGAGCUGACCAAAUCUGUUCUAAAUGGCUCUGUACCUCUUGACAGACUUAAUGACAUGGUCACACGCAUCGUUGCUGCGUGGUAUCAGAUGGGACAAGACGACGAGAAGAGGUUUAAUCGUAAAGGUCCCAAUUUUUCUUCCUGGACUGACGAAGAAAAGGGUGUAUUCGCACCUGGGAGCCCGACUGAGCAGGACGAGAUCAAAGUAAACGAUUUUGUGAAUGUAAUGGGAGAUCAUGCUACCUUGGCGAGGCGAAUCGCUGUGGAGGGGACUGUUCUAUUGAAAAACGAAGGAUUAUUACCCAUUGCCCAUGAUGGAAGCACCCCGAACAAGGUAGCUAAGCGAGAAGAUUCUCUAUUGCGGAUAGCCAUCUUUGGUGAGGAUGCAGGUCCUGGCGAUGGACCUAACUAUUGCAAAGAUCGUGCCUGCAAUCAAGGCACCCUAGCCUCCGGCUGGGGAUCUGGCGCCGUGGAAUUCCCGUAUCUGGUCUCGCCCGAUGAGGCUCUGGAGAAAGCCUGGGACAGCAAACGAGUCAAAGUUACGACGCAUUUGACAAAUAGCCCCGCUUUCGAGAAGCAGCCGAGCAUCCUCGAAGAAGCCGACAUCUGUAUCGUCUUCGCCAACUCUGAUUCCGGUGAAGGUUAUGUUGCCUGGGAGUCAGUGAAAGGUGACAGGCCAGACAUAUUCCUUCAAAAAGGUGGCGAUGACUUGAUUGUUAAGGUCGCUGAGGGCUGUCAUGGCGGUGACGGUCAAGUGCUAGUUGUUAUACAUACUGUUGGGCCUGUUGUGAUGGAGAAAUGGAUCGGCCUUCCCAACGUGAAAGCUGUACUCUUGGCCAAUCUGCCUGGCCAAGAAAGUGGUAAUGCCCUAGCCGAUGUGAUCUUGGGAACCGUUAACCCAAGCGGAAAGCUGCCUUGGACCAUUGGCAAAACUCUAGACGAUUAUGGCGAGGGUGGUAAAGUAAUGUACAAACCAAACGGUCUUGUCCCUCAACAAGACUUUAAGGAGGGGCUAUACACCGAUUAUCGCUAUUUCGACAAGUACAAUAUUGAGCCGCGAUUCGAGUUCGGGUUUGGAUUGAGUUACACUACAUUUGAAUUCAAGAAUGUUGUUGUUAGGCAGAUAAAGGAAAAGAGCGCGUUACCGGCUCCUCGACCAAAAGCCUUCGCCUCAUCCCCCGAGUACGACUCUAGCAUACCAGAUGCCAAGGAAGCCGUCUUUCCUGCUGAGAUCCGGAAACUAGAGAAGUAUGUAUACCCGUAUCUCGACAGCAUCGAUGAUAUCGUCUCUGAUCCAUACCCAUAUCCUGAUGGAUAUGACAUCAAGCAACCCCUUUCUGGGGCUGGCGGAGAUGAAGGGGGAAAUCCAGAUCUUUGGGAAACCUAUGUUCAGGUGUCUGUCGACAUCACCAAUACCGGCUUAAAACAAGGCCAGGUUGUUGCACAACUUUAUUUGAGCUAUCCAAAUUCAUCCGACGUCGACUUUCCUGUUAAGGUCCUGCGUGGAUUUGACAAGCCCCUAAUCGAAAAGGGAAAAACCCGGUCCGUGACCUUCAACCUAACAAGGCGGGACCUCUCUUACUGGGACGUAUCUGCUCAAAAUUGGGUUAUGGUAGUCGAUGGCGAGUACAAGUUCAUGGUUGGACAGAGUUCAAAGGAUCUACCAGUCUCUGGAACUUGGUAG
This is a messenger RNA of Xylaria bambusicola, 2856 nucleotides long. RefSeq names its product glycoside hydrolase superfamily. The record is from RefSeq and is a predicted model, not a curated record. The coding region runs from base 1 to 2856 and encodes 951 amino acids. The transcript has 5 exons. NCBI's taxonomy places the organism in Eukaryota, Fungi, Ascomycota, Sordariomycetes, Xylariales, Xylariaceae. Gene Ontology annotation, molecular function: beta-glucosidase activity. Gene Ontology annotation, biological process: glucan catabolic process.